CCCUGAGGUGAGCAACGUUCUUCACGCAGGCUUAAGUCCUUUCAUGGAUUGCAUGGCACACUUUUGGGGAGUUCGCUUCUCCAGCUAUUAAGCGCGAGAGUCAACAAUUCAGUCGUUGCGACUUCGGUACCGAAUUACAAAAACGGCAGUUCCCAAUGUUUGUUCCAUGGCUGUUGAAGAUGAUGAGUUCGCCGACCUAGAAGAUAUCCAAUUCAGCAGGGAGGAACUCCAAGCGAUCGAGGCCAUCGAAGGCCGCGCGUCAGAUGCAUCCGUGACGUGUUGUACGGCUCCUGCUGUUUCACCCGCAUUCGAGCCCGCCACCUCGUGCAAGGGAGAAGCGUCCGUUCCUCCCCCUGCAGCCUUGGGUCCUUCACUAUCGCACGACUCCAGUGGGGCCUCCACUGAGGUCGUCAAGAUGCGUCGACUCCAUUUAUUGAAUGUAUUCAGACCUGUUGGUUCGCUGUCGGUAACCGACCUUGUUGGCCCGCAAUGGUGCGAGCUUAAGUUCGACUACACAUUGAGGUGGGGGAAUAGGUGGCAAAGAGUGAUAAAUAAACCUUCACAUAUAAUUACGGCUCGUGGCAAGCGAAUCGAAGUCGAAAAGACGGCAGCGAAACAAAGCGAAGCCAUUAUGGAUUCGGGCCGCUCUAUACACAAAAAGCUCGAACGCGCAAUUCAGCCUGAGGAGAUCGUCGUACCUGUCAUCACUGGGGAAGAGCGAGUUGCAUCAAAACUAUUGACUAUGAUUUCUUGUAUCCAACUCUUGAAAACUUUAGGAUACUGUAGGGAGUUCCCAGUGAUGGGUAUCAUAGAUGACAUCCUUAUCAUUGGUGUUAUCGAUGAGAUAGUACGAAAGGAAGUAGAGCAACCGAAAACGAAAAAGGAGAGGGCUCGAUAUGCUCGUCAACAGGCAAUUUUGCGAUUCCUUUCGCCCACUAAGCACACUCCUUCAGAAGAGAAUUUUACUCGCACAGGAGCCUUGCCCGGCUCAUCCUAUAUCCUCCAUCUCAUCGAUAACAAAUCUCGUUCCUUGCCUCACAUGCCGCCCGAACGUGACCGCAUCCAAUCUCGUCUUCAACUCAUGCUAUAUAAGCGUCUGCUGGAGAACCUCCUCGAACCAAAGCCCUUCCUUCAAACCCUUUCAAAGUACUCCGUGAAUCUUCGCGCAACCUUUUCCCCUAAAUUCCUCCAAGCCCAGGAAGUACUCUGCGUUAGCAAUAGUCUGAGCGAGGUAACUCGUGAAGCGACUUGCCUCGAAGAUCUAGUUGUUGCGUUUCAGGAUGCUGUCAUGCAACUGCACCUUGUUCCUCGAUCCGAACGGUCGUCUUCGCCCGUCGAGAAUGAGCUCGAACUUGUCUACAGGUCCAGAGGACCCGACGAAUCCUCUGGACCAAGAAAGCGUGCCCGAAGGCACGGGAAGUCACGUCCAAUCCCGCUUCAACAGAGUGGGAGCUCAAAUGGAAACCUUCUUGAAGCGAAAGCUCGAGAGCAGUUGUUAGUAAAUGAUCUAGGGCUUCGAACUUCCGCGCCUCCAUCGGAAUACGAGGGUUCUUCUUGUAGUGGUAUCUCUACUCCACUCAGCGCUAUUGAAGAACUGCCCAGCGCCGGAACUGAAACGAAUCCUGCAGUUGUAUUCGGGGCAAAGAUAACCGAAUCUACUACCAAUCUUGGAAAGGACUAUUUCGGAUCUAAUGCACCUCUUGGAGAUGCCCCCCUGGAACUACCAACCAAUGUAUAACCGAGUUGAUAACUACAAAAACCCCUCCUGAUGUGCCUGAAGGUC
Messenger RNA from Cantharellus anzutake, 1783 nucleotides. RefSeq names its product exonuclease V a 5' deoxyribonuclease-domain-containing protein. The record is from RefSeq and is a predicted model, not a curated record. NCBI's taxonomy places the organism in Eukaryota, Fungi, Basidiomycota, Agaricomycetes, Cantharellales, Hydnaceae. Gene Ontology annotation, biological process: interstrand cross-link repair. Bases 167 to 1738 code for a protein of 523 amino acids. The transcript has 6 exons. Gene Ontology annotation, cellular component: nucleus; mitochondrion. Gene Ontology annotation, molecular function: single-stranded DNA 5'-3' DNA exonuclease activity.